CCUCGCGAGCUGCGACAGGCCAGGCCGCGCGCGUCUUCAGGUGAGGUGAAGAUGGACUCCAGACUGGCGGCGAAGGCAACGGCGGAGAGACGACACUUAGCUACGUUGUGUCACCGCAUACGGUGAAAAAGGGCUGAGGCACAAAAUGGACGCGUCCGUGGUCUGGAGAGCGUGAACAGUUACUGGGAAAUAUUAUAUCUUUUCGUCAUCAUGGCCGGACUGAUAAAGAAGCAGAUCCUGAAGCACCUAUCGAGGUUUGCCAAGAAUCUCUCCCCAGACAAGAUCAACCUGAGCACACUCAAGGGCGAGGGCCAGUUAACCAAUCUGGAACUAGAUGAAGAGGUGUUACAGAACAUGCUUGACCUGCCCACCUGGCUGGCCAUUAACAAGGUGUGCUGCAACAAGGCUGCCAUUCGGAUCCCAUGGACCAAGCUGAAGACCCACCCCAUCUCCUUGUCACUGGACAAAGUGGUGAUGGAGAUGAGCACAUGCGAUGAGCCCCGCCCUCCCAAUGGGCCAUCACCCAUAGCAACAGCCUCUGGUCAAAGUGAGUAUGGCUUUGCAGAGAAGGUGGUAGAGGGAAUUUCCCUGUCAGUCAAUUCUAUUGUGAUCCGGAUCAGUGCCAAGGCCUUCAACGCGUCUUUUGAGCUCUCACAACUGCAGGUCUACAGUGUCAACACCAGCUGGGUGGUCAGCGAUUUGAGGUUUACACGUAUCCAAGACCCUCAACGAGGAGAGAUCCUGACUUUCAAGGAGAUCAGCUGGCAAAUGAUCCGCAUCGAGGCCGAUGCCAUCCAGAGUGGGGAUCACGAGAUGCUGAGUGCUCCAAUUCGUCUCAUCACUAACCAGUCCAAGAUCCGAGUCACUCUCAAACGGAGGAUGAAAGACUGCAAUGUGGUGGCUUCCAAACUGAUUCUGGUCCUGGACGACCUGCUGUGGGUUCUCACGGACUCACAGCUCAAGGCUAUGGUUCAGUAUGCCAAGUCCCUCAGUGAGUCUAUGGAGAAAUCCGCACAGCAGAGGAAGAGCACGGCUUCAGAGUCUUCGCAGGGGGCCGCAGCGCCCCCGUCAUCCCAGCAGGUGAGGUCGCAACAGUCAGCAGCAAGCAUAGACCAGAAUGCGGCCAUGGCCAAGCUCUUCAAUGCAUAUGAUGUGCGCGAGACCUCCCACCACCUACAGAUCACUCACCUGGACCUGCAUAUCUGUGAUGAUGUCCACAGCAAGGAUCGAGUAAUAAAUAAGCAGAUUGCAGGAGGAGCCAUGCAGUUGUCCUUCAGUCAGAUCACUGUUGACUACUACCCAUUUCACAGAGCAGGAGAGAGCUGCCAGCACUGGAUGCACUAUAGUGAUGCCACCAAAGCACGGGAAUCCUGGGUCCGCAGCCUGCUGGACGAGUUCAAGGCCAACGUCGAUAUGUUGAAGAAUGCUGUGAAGGAUCAUCAGAGCCUGGGUUCUCCACCCCACACCUCCCCACAGCACGGGAAGAUCUCCACCACAUCCACCAGUGCCUUCACGCCCUCUUCCCAGGCACCCAAAACAAUGCUCAUGUCCAGCUCUGUUGUCUUAAGAAUGGCCGACUUCAGCAUCUACCAGGUAUCGACAGCUGAUCAGCGUCGCUCCAGCCCCAAGACCAUGAUCUCUUGUAACAAGAAGUCCCUCUACUUGCCUCAGGAGAUGCCUGCCAUUCAUGUGGAGUUUACAGAAUACUACUUCCCUGAUGGAAAAGAUUAUCCCAUCCCUUGCCCCAACUUGUAUGCUCAGUUAAAUGCCCUGCAGCUGGUUCUGGACCCACGCAGCUUGGUGUGGCUGAACCAGUUUGCUCUGGAUUUGAGGCAGAGCCUUGAGCAGUUCAUGGAGCUUUACAAGCUGGAUGACUCACAGAAACCUGAUGAACAUGUAGACAUCAAGGUGGAUGGACUCAUGCUGAAGUUGGUGCUGCCCACAGAGCAGGAACUGUCAGGCUCUUCAGAUAUGCCAGGCUGCGUGUCCAUCCAGACAUCUGAGAUGGUGGCCACCAACACACGCCAUGCUCCAGGCUGCCGCCGCUCUGACCUAGAGGAGGUGCUGCAGGAUUUCCAGGUGGAGGAUUUCUUUGUCCAUGGUCCCACCUCCUUUCCACGCAGCACGGAUGCCUUCCGCAUCCUGCAUCCAGUGUUCCAGCGGCAUGCCCAUGAACGGGACACGCGAAUGCACGAUGUGUACCGGGGGUUGAUCCCACCGUCGCUUGGAGCUGAUGCCCUCAAGGCACCUGCUGCUGGAGACCUGUGGGCACUGCGCUUUGCCCAGUUCUGGGCUGACUUUGAGGGCUCUAGAAGUGGGCGUGGCCGGCCUGUACCCUUUGUGGACUCUUUCCCCCUCACCCUGUGGGUGUGCCAACCUGCUCGCUAUGCUCGUUAUCAGGAACAGCAGCAGGCAGCAGCCUCCCUAAAGACCGUCCCCCACAGCGAGUCGGUGGAGAUAGCUGACCGUUUGCACCGUAAGCGUCUGCUGAAGGAAUACUACAGCUCUGAAAAGCAGUCCACUCCCAAUGGCAUCCUGCCCAGCUGCCCCUCUUCCUCCAAAUCUUCAGUGACUGAUGCAGACGUUCAGGUGCUGGUGCAUGUACAAAAACACUUAAGUGUCCAGCUGAGCCACCAGCAGUACGUGUUCCUUCUGCACCUCCAGCAGUCCUUCAGAGAUCUGCAGCAGACAUUACAGCUGGACCAUGAGCAGAUGAGUACACACCGCCCUGAUUGCCAGGAUAUUGACCUUACCAGGCCCUUAGUGUGCAUGGGCCUUCUCCUUCGGAGUGCUGAGGUGGCCUUGCUGAUGCAGCCUGUUCCACAGCCGCCUGACUCGGCUCCCUCAGGGAAUGCCAGCCCCUUGGGGUCUGACCUGUCCCCCUCUGACAGUAAGACCACACUGGGGACAGGUGGUGGUGGUGUUGCUGACCAACCAACUGCAUUGCUAGCCACUGCUGAUGAGCUGCUGUGCUAUGGUCCCAGUGAGGGAGAGGAGCCUCCACGGGGCCCCACCCCCCUCCAGCCCAUAAAAGCCCCCAGUGAUGUGGAAGAAAAGAAUGGUGCUGCAGGGAAGUCGGCCUUCCUGGAGAAGCAGUCCUCGGGGGACCAACUACUAGGACAGCUGGUUGGAGAAGGUGGGACGGUGGAUAGGGAGCCGCUCCCCAAGGCUGAGCCACCUGUACCCAGGGAGUGCACAGACAGCCGGGACAGGACUAAUGCGGCAAGGCUUUCACAGUCCAUGUCCAGGAAAGGAAGUUUGUCAAUGGUGUCUGAUCUCCUGAGCUCAACAAACACCAGGUCCACCUCCCUCUAUACCAUGUCCAACAUUGGGAGGCUCAUGCGGGACCGCUCCCAGUCCAGCUUCUCAGUUUCCUACAAGAACCUAAAGAAGAGUCCAUCACUGCAGUCGCUGGACAACAUCUCCAUUGACAGCUACUUGCUGGAGGAACAGGGCCUGGAGGACUGUGACUCCUACAGCCUGCUGGAAAGAGAAGGUGCUGGGGAUGACGUGUCAAUCUCUGGGUUCAAAGAUACCCUGAGUGACCAGAGUGGGGCAGAGAGCGCCAACGAGUUGUUGGGCCCUGAAACCACCACCAUUUCACCCGAUGCUGUCAGUGCCACCUCACAGAGCAUUGAGGAGCACCCCAGGGACCUGGUGUCUGUGCUGGUACUGAAGAUGCAGUCCUUGUGUGGUGUGCUGGACAUGCAUGGGAAAAGUACAGCUGUGACUCUCCAGGUGGGACAGGUUGCUCCUAGCCAGCUGGGAAACGUCAGCGUGCGGCAGUACCUUAGCAACCGCAGCCUAGGGGGUGGGGUGUCCUCAGUGAGCUCUGCAAGCAAUAAGUCGCAGCCUGAGGUGCAAAUAAGGCUGGAGAGUGGUCCAUGGGCAGCGGUCCGUUCUCCCAUGGCUGCUCGCAGCGGCUUCCUACAGGGUCACCUUCAGGAGCUGAGUGCAGACUUCCUCAUAUCCUCGCUCCGCAGCCUGGCCCACUUCCUGGAUGAUGACUCCACCUCCCAGGUGCUGCCCAUGAGGAUCAACAUCUGCAGCACACGCAUCAACCUGCAGGAUGACAGCACCCGUGACAAUGGAGGUGACACUGAAUCGAAGCCUAUUGCCUUGUACAUUGACAACCUGCUCAUCCAUCGGGAGGAUGAUGGCUCCUUUUCCAUUGGAGGUGAACCUUGCACCCCCAAAACUCCCCUCACCCCCAGGAUGUACCUUCACUGCCCGCCUCCAAAAACCUCUGACCAGCCUCAGGUAGUCGGGACCGAGAGAGCGGACCAUGUUUGUGAGGGAAAGUUAACUACUCUUCCUGAAGUGCUGCCCAGAGUGAAGAGUGUGUCCUGUUCUACGCAGACACCCCUGUGGCCAUCGGAGGGACCCCCUCCUGCCACAACUAGUACAAACGGCAGCAAAGAGCAGCUGCUGCUGGAAGAAAAUGAAUGCUUAAAAGUGGCACUUUCUAGAGCCAAGAUGGCACUGGCGGAAGCCCAGAUGGAAAAGGACUCACUGAUGCACCAUAUGAAGACCCUGAAACUGACUGCAGGGGGCAGCAGUUAGCUGUCAUGCAGUGAGAUGGGGGCCAGGGCUGACACCAGGGACGUCAGGCCAGGCAGACAACCAUCCCCCACCUGGACCCUAGAGCCUAUGGGCCCCAGAGUCACAAAGCGUGUGCUCCGGUUUCUGGUGCUGUUCCAGUGCAGUGCAGCCUGCCCUCGGUUGCAAACUCAUGUGCUGACAAAACACUUUGUGUAAAGUUCUCUGAAGAGGCAGUGUUUGUUUCCCCUCAGCCCUUACCCACAGAGAAAGGGGUCUCAUUUAUACGCAUAUUCUUAAAGCUGCUACUGCCUUCUGCAGCCAGCGAGCUGCAGGACGACAUUCAAAACAUUUGAGCAGGCACAGAUGUGGUUGUGGGUUUGCACGGUCUAUUGUAGACGUGUUUGUGUGCGGGGUUAGAAGAGCCCUGAUGUUUGGAGAAACACACACUACCACUAACUUUGACACAUCACAUUACAAAGUGGUGACAAAGAAUGUCAGGUUGUCAUAUCUUGGAAGGAAUGUCUUAAUGGAGACUAUUUGCACUGUACUAAAAUUGAUCACAUACUUAAUUUUAAGCAAAAAAUAGCUCUUAACAAAUUGUUCUUUAGGCAUUUGUUGUAGUAUUUCAAUGAAACAUUUUGUUCAAGGGUGUUUUCUAAGGAGUUCUGUAUGCUAGUGUGUAGAUCAGAAUCUUGGCUUGUGUGCGACUAGCAGCCACGGUUAGAUUCGUACACGUUCCAAGACCGACUUUCGUAUUUCUUAGUUAACAUAAAAACUGGUGUCUCCUAGCAUACAGUCAAUAAAAAGUGAUGUUGAUAUAUAUUUUAGAUUUGCACUUUAACAGAAAAAUUCCUGAGCCACUGUUGAACAGCUUCCAGUAAAGAAAUGACACACUAGGGUGCUGAGAAUGGCUUUUCGGUGAGAAAAGGGAACGGUCGUGAACAGGAUCUGUCCGCCUUCCUCUAGUUGUUUGUGCUUGUGCAUAUGGUAUGCUGUAUGCCUGUCGUUUCCCAUUUUUACAGUUUUACACACACACACUUUCAAGAAGCAUUGUCUGUAGAGGAGAUGCUAUUCCUUUGUCUCUUCUGUCCCCAUGUUUCCAGUAACAGAAGCAAUCAGCAUCUAUUGUAAUAGAGCCCUGAGCUAAAGAACAGAUUUGUUUGUAAUGUGCUGUUAACUUUGCCCAUGGAGGUGUCACACUGGUUGCAUACUGUCCUUGCAAAUCAGGUCACUGUAAGUGUAGUGGAUAUUAUGAUCAGUGUAGAACCAUGGUGAAACACCAGGUAGGCAGAUAUCUGGAAGUACAGAAAAGACACCCAGGAAAGCUGUGGUACAGCUCAGAAUGCUGCUCAGUAACAAACAGUAUUUGACUAUCUCUCCUGCUUAUGGCUGGACAUGCUAAAAGGAGCAGUGUACCACAGCCUGGCUUGUGGCAGUGGGACCAGGAAGCCGAUACCCCCACUGGACCAGAUCUUCAAGAUAUCAGUGUUCGUGGAAUAAAAAAAAAAAAAAA
Messenger RNA from Scleropages formosus (Asian bonytongue), 6055 nucleotides. RefSeq names its product bridge-like lipid transfer protein family member 3B (gene bltp3b). The transcript is spliced from 22 exons. NCBI's taxonomy places the organism in Eukaryota, Metazoa, Chordata, Actinopteri, Osteoglossiformes, Osteoglossidae. The record is from RefSeq and is a predicted model, not a curated record. The coding region runs from base 211 to 4563 and encodes 1450 amino acids.